Molecule: messenger RNA, 519 nt
Organism: Ogataea philodendri
Lineage: Eukaryota; Fungi; Ascomycota; Pichiomycetes; Pichiales; Pichiaceae
Exons: 1
Coding region: 1-519 (172 amino acids)
Biological process (GO): translation
Cellular component (GO): ribosome
Molecular function (GO): structural constituent of ribosome
Source: RefSeq, a predicted model, not a curated record
AUGUCUGUUGUUGUGAGAGUUCCAGCAAGAACCGCCGCCAGACUCGGCAGAAGCGCCUCCGUUGUGGGCAGAGGUCUGCGCGUCAGAUUCAACUCCACCGAGACCAAGCCUGUGGACCCUAAGAUUUCGCAGAUUGUCGACCAGAUUUCCACCCUGACCCUGCUGGAGACUUCGUUUUUGAUCCAGGAGUUGAAGACCAAGCUCAACAUCCCAGACAUCGCAUUCCCUGCGGCCGGUGCCGCUGCUCCUGCUCCUGCUGCCGCCGAGGCCGAGGAGGCAGAGACCAAGGAACAGCCCCAGGAAAAGACCAUGUUCUCCGUCAAGCUCGAGUCUUUCGACGCCAAGUCCAAGCCUAAGAUCAUCAAGGAGAUCAAGUCGCUGCUGGGACUGUCGCUUGUCGAGUCCAAGAAGUUUGUCGAGAGCGCUCCGAAGGUGCUUAAGGAAAACGUUACUAAGGAAGACUCCGAAAAGCUUAAAGCUACGCUUGAAGGCCUGGGUGCCAAGAUUGUUCUGGAGUAA